Paramecium primaurelia is the source of this 1381-nucleotide messenger RNA. NCBI's taxonomy places the organism in Eukaryota, Ciliophora, Oligohymenophorea, Peniculida, Parameciidae. The record is from the annotation of a GenBank genome assembly.
AUGUCCCUAUUUUCAUGCUCAGCACUCUUCUUAACGAAAGAUAGUUAAUUUCAAGAAGUAAUUAUUACAACUCAUUAUGGCUCUUUGUAAAUAGCAGUACUAUUAUUUAUAUAUUGUAUUUAGACAAAAUAUGGAAAUGAGCAAUUAGUUUAUUUACCCUAAAAUUCUAUGGAUACAAUACUUUGUUUUGCUAGAAAAAUUGAUGAAAGUAAUAUAUGUUUUUCAUUAAUAGUUAAAUAAAUGGGCACUCUAGAUCUUAAUAAUCCAGAAACAUAAAUUAAUGUCACUUUCCUCCUUAGUAUGAAGAAUAUAGAAUAAUUAUCUCUUAGAUUAAAAGGAAGAUAAAUUUUCUAGGCUUCUUCUAAUUAUAUUGUAUUAGAAAAAUUGGCUCCUGGAGUAAGUAAGGAAAAGAUAUUUAUAUUAGAACUUAUUUCAACACUUUAAAGAAUUUCGGUUGAAAAGAAGGCUAAAUUUCUAUCAUAAGAUCCAUUGAGUAGUAGCAGAUUGGUAUUUAAUAAUCUAAUAAUGACAGGGACAAUUAAAAUAAGAGGCAGACAUUUUACGACUGUUAAAUAAUAACUCUCAUAAAAAUGUAAUUUAAUUGGAAGAAAUCCUAACAGAUUAUAAGUCAGUUUCAAUUAUUUUAGAGUAUUGUAGAGGAGGAGAUUUAUUAAAAUUACUCUAUAAGAAAAGUAUUUAAAUUGAUGUUCCACUUUUAAUGUUUAAUCUCCUUUCUGGUAAUUCAUAAUAUUCAAUGAAUUAAGGUUUAAAACAUCUUCAUGAUUUGGAUAUCGUUCAUAGAGAUAUUAAGCUAUAGAAUAUCUUAUUUAAAGACUGUUAGAAAAUGGACACUUUGAAAAUAUCUGAUUUUGGCUUUGCAUGUAAGAAAUCAGAAAUCCUAUACAUAAAUCCAAGGUAUUUAUUUAAUAAAUCACUAUAGAUGUGGAACUCCUGGAUAUACAGCUCCUGAAGUAUUUAGUUAACCAUGUAAAUAUGAUGAAAAAGUUGAUAUUUAUAGUGCAGGGAUUGUAUUUUAUAAUAUGUAUAUCUAUGAAUGAAGCUUAGUUUAACAUUCAAAAAUCCAUUUGGAAACUUAGAAAAUAUUUCUGAUUUAAUUAAACUUAACAUUAAUGGAGACUAUAAUGAGACUCAUCUUGAAAAUACUAAGUUAAAUAAUCCUCUAGCUUAUGAUUUACUAACUUAAAUGCUUUAAAAAGAAUCAAAUAAUAGAAUCAGUGCUUAUGAAUGUCUUAAUCAUCCAUAUUUUAAAAGUCAUCAAAAAGGUGAUUUUAUUAAAGAAAUGAUUUAAAUAAAAAGAAAAUUUAAAAAAUAGAAGGCAAUUAAUAAAAGAACGAAAAAAGAAAUGGUUACUUAUAAAUGA